Messenger RNA from Cornus florida, 501 nucleotides. RefSeq lists its product as uncharacterized. Bases 1 to 501 code for a protein of 166 amino acids. NCBI's taxonomy places the organism in Eukaryota, Viridiplantae, Streptophyta, Magnoliopsida, Cornales, Cornaceae. The transcript has a single exon. The record is from RefSeq and is a predicted model, not a curated record.
AUGGACCCCAAUCUCAAACUCUCUAUUAAGUCAAGGGAAUUACUUCCAGAUCUGUCUGUGUAUCAACAUUUGGUAGGUUGUCUUAUCUACUUUACUAAUACAAGGCUCGAUUUGACAUUUGCUGUUAGUGUGGUUAGUCAAUUCAUGCAUGUCCUUCGCUCAGCUCAUAUAGAUGCAGUCUACCAUAUUUUGAGGUAUCUUAAGUCAUGCCCUGGCGUUGGUUUGUUCUAUGCCUCGGGAAAUCAGUCUAGACUCUCAUGUUUUACUAAUGCAGACUAUGUUGGAUGUAAGACAGAUAGACGUUCUACCUCUGGCUGCUGUACUUUCUAUGGUAAUCAUCUCACAUCAUGGAAGAGUAAGAAGCAGGUUGUUGUCUCCAGAUCCUCUGCUGAAGCUGAAUACCGGGCUAUGGCUCAAUGUACUUAUGAGCUCCUUUGGCUUCAAUCAAUUUUGGGAAAGUUGGGUCUUGUAGAGAAGGGGUUCUUCAAGGCUGUUUUGUGA